CGACUAUUUAUUUUGUUAAUUCAUUUCUUUUGAAAUAUGCAAUCUGAACAUGAAGCUCUUGUGAGUGAUGAUGAAUACUCAGACGAAAAAGAAUUCAAAUAUAUGCAAGAGCGUGUCGAUCUCGUAAUACAAACCAUCUUUUUUGGUCUGAUGAUAGCUAUGAUCUUAUUGAUUUAUUAUGUAUAUAAAAAAAGUAAACAAAUAUCACAAAAUAAUAAUAAUCAGCAGCUUCCAAUAAAUCCAAAUAUUACUGUACAUGUUACUCCACCUUUAACUCAAAAUAACAAUUUCCAUGAAGAUCUGCGACCAGUUCAAAGUUAUGUAACUUCAGAUGAGAUUGAAGACGAUGAUUUGGGAUUCUUUUUUACAAUUGACUUUGAUGAUAUGACUACGAUGGAUGUUGAAAUUGAUCCGCCUAGAACAAGCAAUUUACUUCCUUCACCACAACAGUCUACACGAAGAGAAAGUCAAGAGCUGCCACCAAACUACGAAGAUCCACCACCAUCUUAUGAUGAAGUUGUUCGAAAAGUUCCCUGA
This is a messenger RNA of Clunio marinus, 537 nucleotides long. NCBI's taxonomy places the organism in Eukaryota, Metazoa, Arthropoda, Insecta, Diptera, Chironomidae. The record is from the annotation of a GenBank genome assembly.